This is a messenger RNA of Numida meleagris (helmeted guineafowl), 4528 nucleotides long. RefSeq names its product serine incorporator 2 (gene SERINC2). The record is from RefSeq and is a predicted model, not a curated record. The coding region runs from base 2577 to 4064 and encodes 495 amino acids. Gene Ontology annotation, cellular component: membrane. The transcript is spliced from 9 exons. Lineage: Eukaryota; Metazoa; Chordata; Aves; Galliformes; Numididae.
GGAAGAGGUUUGGGCAACUGGGGUAUGCGAUCUGCUGCAAUAGAGGGGAGGCAGAGGAACCUCAGAGGGAUGCCCACCUUUAUACCCGGGGGGGUGAGGGGUGUCCCCCUCUGUAUCCACGAUAUCCCCCGUGGGGAUGCUCCUCUGUCCCCGGGGGCUGCAGGGGACAACCACUGCAGAGCAGCCCGCUGCACACCGGUCAAGGGGAACCCCGUGGGCUUUGUCCCGUGGAGCAGGGGGCUCGUGGGUGGGGGGGAAGCCCAAAGUAUCGAGAGGAGCCUGUAAUAUUGGGGCACCGCUAUGGGAUGCAAACCCUACGCUGGGGAAAAGCUGGGCCCUUCCCUGCACCCACCUCCAGGGAGGAUGGGGGGUGUCCCAGGGGGUCAGCGUGUUCAGAGCACCCCGGGAGGAAUUGCAACCCCAAUAACCGGGGUGGGGGGGGGGGUCUGGUCCUGCUGUGUGGGUGCUGUGCUGGUGACACAGGUGGGUGCUCCCGGUGCCGUGCCCAUGACGCACUGCUAGGGCAGGGCUGCGAAACCUCCCCGCCUGGCUGGGAGCUGCUUUCACAACUCGGCUUCGUGGUUUCAGAGGUUGAACUGUCACAACGUGUGGCCUGAGCGCAGGAUGUUCAGUGUGUCACGAGCGUGUCCGAUUCUUUUCCUUAGGGGCACAUAUUGGAAAAGCCAGGAGUGGGAUUUCCAUGGGCAGUGUAUGGUGCUGACCUAAUUAUGGAUUUCCCCCCCCCCCCCAAAAAAAAAAGCAUUUCGGCCCAGGCUGUGAGAACAAGGUAGAGUCACAUGCUUAUAGGGUCUGUAUAGUUUUAGGGCCCUACAUUUCUCCUCCCUGUCAGCGUAGCCAUGGGGCAAUGCUGGCACCUGCAAGUUGCCCACCUCCUGAGCCCACGCUGACCCUGUGGUUCGGUGCUGAUUAACCUGUAGAGUCAUUCAUUUAAUGGGAGGUAACAACUGGUUUCUUGGCAUUGCUUUGGGCUGACUCAGUCUCUGCAGCCUCAGGGGAACUGGGGCGAGGGCAGCCUGCAAGAAAAGCUGUUGGGUUCUAGUUGGGUUGUUACUGAGUGGUUGUUGCCAUUUGUUGGGUUGUUGUUGGGUCACUGUUGCUGUUUGGUGGGUUAUUGGUGGGUUGUUGGGUUAGGACCUUGCACGCAGUGCCCAUUUUGCACUGUUUGUGCUCCCUGAGCUGCCGUUCCAUGCGAGCCGCGCUGGCGCUGAGCUGUAUUCAAUGAGGAAGUCAACAGUGAAACCAGAGGGAUUAAUCUUUAAUCCGUGGCCGCUGAAACCUGAUGCUUCCCCAUCAACGUGCCACCUCGGUGCUGUGACGGCUUCCCUUUGCAUGCUUUUUCCAUCCCGCGGGAUGCUGCCUGCUCCCUUGGAUGUGGGCUCCCCAAAACCUCGUAGGUGCAGCAUGCCCACGUACCCAUCCCAGUGAAAGCCACCUUAGGGACACGUCUUAGUGGGCAUGGUGGUGAUGGGUUGACUUUAUGAUCUUAGAGGUCUUUUCCAACUGUAAUGAUUCUGUGAAAACGGGGGUGCACAAGGUUGUGCCUCCUGCACAUCUUCAGAGAUGCUCUCACAUGGGAUGCCCUGCAGUGUUCCCAUUAGUGAGUACAUCUCCUGGCCAGGCCCAUCUAGGGGGUUUCUCCUUUUUUUCCUUCUCCAGCCUUGCUCUUGCUGCUUGAUUUCUUUUUAAAGUAGCUGUGGGUGCUGGGGAUGUGCACAAGCUGUGGCUUUCGUGUUAAAGACGCCGUCAUGGAACUUGCAGAGCUCACCAUGGUCACCUUGCGACCACAGCGCCCAAAAAUCUUCAGCAUUAGGAAGUGACGGCUGUGACCCCUCACAUUCAGCACAACAAACGCCAUGCCUGAAAGACAGAAAGAGCAGUUCAAAGGGAAAAAAAAAACGGAGCUUUAAAAGCAAAAUAAAUCAAUGCUGUGAGCUUACAGAUAGAGGGAAAGAGGCUUGGUGGGGACCAGAGAGUCGGACAAAUGGGGAAACGUAGUUUUGGGUCCUUGGAGGCACCUUGCCAUGGUGCUGGGAUGGUGGAGGUGCUCCCACAGUUGGCCUUGGCAGUUUAAGGGAAACCCAGGGGGCACAUUAUUCCCAUUUUCUUUUCAGGUAUUUAACUCGGGACCUUUUGCUUGUAUGACAUAGGAGAGGGUUAAUGGUCCAGGAAUGUUUCUUAGAAUAUUUCUACUGUUAUUUAUUCUCUAUCUUUACGCCUUCUUAGGAAAUAGGGGUUUUGGACAUGGCCUCACAGCACCAUGGGGGUGAUGAAGGCUGAAAAUAGUCCCCAUCCUGAGCAGUCACAUUCAGAGCAAGAUGUGGUGGCCAGGGCUGGCUGUUGGCCCUCUCCUGCCCUGUAACCAGCAUUACAACGUGUCUUAAUGCAAAACCCCUUGGUUAUUCUUCCUCUAAGGCAAGGAAGAAUGGCAGUUUGGGAGCUGCUUGGAGCUCUCCCAAACCUUGCAGUCAUUAAGUAGGUGGGUGAGUAUCCCAAUUAUUGGACAGUCUGGUGGGAACAACAUUUAGAGGAGCAAUGAAGUCAAACCUGGACCAGGGAUGCAAACAGCAUCUCCCCAGUGCUCCUGCCACCGUGGUUUGUGGUAUCCAGGGAUUUGGGCAGCCAGGACUUGUAGGGAUAGUGUGCCUCAGUUCUCCCCAUCUGUAAAAUGGGCCCAGCAGCUGAGUGCUUCCUGCAGCCCCUUCCCACUUGUCUCUGGGCUCUCAUUGCAGGUGUCCUGCCUGUGUGGCUCAGCACCAUGCCUGCUCUGCGGCUGCUGCCCCUCGGCCAGGAACUCCACCAUCUCCCGCCUGCUCUUCACCUUCUUCCUCUUCCUUGGUACCCUCGUCUCCAUCAUCAUGAUCAUCCCCGGUGUGGAGAAGGAGCUGCACAAGCUCCCAGGUUUCUGCAAGGGCAGUGGCUCGGUGCUGGGGGUCCAAGCUGAUGUUGACUGCAGUGGUUUCCUGGGCCAUAAGGCCGUGUACCGCAUGGGCUUUGCCACAGCCGCCUUCUUCUUCCUCUUUGCUGUGCUGAUGGUUUGCGUGCGCAGCAGCAAGGAUCCACGAGCCGCCGUGCAGAACGGCUUCUGGUUCUUCAAGUUCCUGCUGCUGGUGGGGCUCACGGUAGGGGCCUUCUACAUCCCCGAUGGCUCCUUUACAGCAGUUUGGUUCUACUUCGGCGUGGUUGGCUCCUUCCUCUUCAUCCUCAUCCAGCUCAUCCUCCUCAUCGACUUCGCCCACUCCUGGAGCCAGCUGUGGCUGCGCAACGCAGGCGAGAGCAACGCCAAGGGCUGGUAUGCAGCCCUUUGUGCUGUCACCUUCAUCUUCUAUGCCGCCUCCGUCACGGCCAUCGCUUUGCUCUAUGUCUACUACACCAAACCCCAGGGCUGCACAGAGGGCAAAGUCCUCAUCAGCAUCAACCUCGCCUUCUGCCUCAUCAUCUCGGCUGUAUCCAUCUUGCCCAAAAUCCAGGAAGCUCAGCCGCACUCGGGGCUGCUGCAGGCAUCCCUCAUCACCCUUUACACUUUCUUCAUCACUUGGUCUGCCCUGGCCAACGUCCCCACCCGGGAGUGUAACCCCACACUGCUGCUGAGGAACAGUACUGGCUCAGCCGCAGCCCCGCAGCCGCUGACAACGUGGUGGGAUGCACCGAGCAUCGUGGGGCUGGUGGUUUUUGUUCUCUGCACGCUCUUCAUCAGCAUCCGCUCCUCGGACCACAAGCAGGUCAACAAGCUGAUGCUGACAGAGGAGAAUGGGGCUGGGGCCGGGGCCGAGGCGACAGCAGAGAGCGGGGUGCACCGUGCCUACGACAAUGAGCAGGAGGGCGUCACCUACAGCUACAGCUUCUUCCACCUCUGCCUCCUCCUUGCUGCCCUCUACAUCAUGAUGACACUCACCAACUGGUACAGGCCUGAUGACAGCCUGCGGGUGCUGCACAGCCCCUGGACAGCCGUGUGGGUGAAGAUCAGCUCCAGCUGGGCUGGGCUGCUGCUCUACGUGUGGACACUGGUGGCCCCCCUGGUGCUGCCGGAUCGGGACUUCAGCUGAGCGCUGCUCCAGGGUCCCCACCUCGCCCAGUGCCUUACCCCUGGACUCGAGUUUUGCAUGUGGGUUUGUGCCUUCUUGCAGGUUUUCUGUUUUAAUUUAAAAGGGAUAAAGUGCCAAGCAGGGACAAUCAGCGAGAGGCUGAGGAUGACUUGAGGACGGCUGUAAAGCUCUUCUGCCCUCCGUGCUUGUCUAGUGCCUUCAGUGGUGCCUCCAGCCCCUCUCCUUUCAGUGUUUGGAGGGUUGGGGUUGCGCGGGUUGCUCUCGCCUUGCUUGGUGCCCUGGGACUGUGGUGCCUUUUGGGUGGUGACAAGGAGCCAGGCCGUGGCACCAGGCACGUUCCCAAGCAGCCCUGAGGACAGCUGUGCUGGAGGCUGCAUGGUGCUUGUACCCCGCCGAGCUUUGGUGGCUGAGUGGCUCCUCCAGGGCUCCCCCUGCCUCCUGAAUAAAGUUUUGUUUGGAAAAAA